This is a messenger RNA of Cynara cardunculus var. scolymus (artichoke), 813 nucleotides long. RefSeq names its product thioredoxin X, chloroplastic. Gene Ontology annotation, molecular function: protein-disulfide reductase activity; oxidoreductase activity, acting on a sulfur group of donors, disulfide as acceptor. Gene Ontology annotation, cellular component: cytoplasm. Lineage: Eukaryota; Viridiplantae; Streptophyta; Magnoliopsida; Asterales; Asteraceae. The record is from RefSeq and is a predicted model, not a curated record. Bases 91 to 669 code for a protein of 192 amino acids. The transcript has 2 exons.
GGGAGAGAACGUGGCUUGGCCACGUCAUCUUCACUUUCGUCUCGAGUCCACUUAUCGUCGAUAACGUCUGAGCAUCUCAUUACCCUUCACAUGGAGACGCUAAUGGCAUCCUCUUCUUCAACGGCGGCCAUCCUCUGCCGGCAACGGGUUCUUCCCGUCCCUUCCUCCAGUUCAUUCUUCUACACCGGUUGUUGCUCCCAAGGUAUGACGUCGUUCAUCCGAAACCCCUUAUUCAGCAAUCAUGGUGGAGGGAGAAAACUCAAUCACUCGUUCAAAUACUCUUCAUCUUCGUCUUCCUCAUCGAGUGUGAAACUGGAGAUCAAAUGUGGAGUUACGGAGAUAAACGAGAGCCAAUUCGCAGAGGUAGUGUUGAAAUCUGACCGUCCUGUUCUUGUCGAGUUUAUUGCCACUUGGUGCGGACCUUGUCGGCUAGUCGCUCCUGCCGUUGAAUCGAUAGCACAGGAAUACGAAGAGAAAUUACUGGUUGUAAAGAUCGAUCACGACUCAAAUCCAAAGCUAAUCGAAGAGUACAAGGUGUACGGAUUGCCUGCUCUGAUCGUGUUCAAAGACGGGAAAGAAAUUCCAGAAAGCAGAAGGGAAGGUGCAAUUACAAAAGCAAAGCUGAAGGAGUACAUUGAUGGACUACUGAAAUCGGUAUCAAUUGCAUAAAUUCCAAGAAUCCAUCACUUAUUUUUGUCACAAUUCUGUUAUACAAUUAAUAUCAGAUGAUUCAGAUUCAUGUGCAGCAGGAGAAUUGUACAAAAGUGUGUUCUACAUCUUCUUUAAUAUAUGGGUUUGCAAACAUUUAAAUAC